Messenger RNA from Impatiens glandulifera, 1830 nucleotides. RefSeq names its product glucan endo-1,3-beta-glucosidase 12. Bases 153 to 1583 code for a protein of 476 amino acids. Lineage: Eukaryota; Viridiplantae; Streptophyta; Magnoliopsida; Ericales; Balsaminaceae. Gene Ontology annotation, molecular function: hydrolase activity, hydrolyzing O-glycosyl compounds. Gene Ontology annotation, biological process: carbohydrate metabolic process. Gene Ontology annotation, cellular component: plasma membrane. The transcript has 2 exons. The record is from RefSeq and is a predicted model, not a curated record.
CACCCACUCUUCUCGAUCCUCUCAAUCUCUCUCCUCUCCCUCUCCUCAUUUCCGCCAUUAAAGCUUCAACCUUUCCUCACUCUAAUUCCCACUCAAAUCUCUCAUUUCCGCCAUUAAAGCUCUGGCCUUUCUUCACUCUCAAGAACCAGAGCAUGGAUCUAACCACACCCAUUUUCUUCAUCUUCACAUUACUCACAUUCUCUUCACUCUCAGAAGCAGGAUCAAUCGGAGUAAACUAUGGAAGAAUCGCCAACAAUCUACCAUCCGCCAUUAAAGCUGUUCAACUACUAAAAUCUAAAGGUAUCAACAAGAUCCGAAUCUACGAUACCGAUUCAUCAGUUCUCAAAGCAUUUUCCGGAUCCAACAUUAAACUCACAGUUAAUCUCCCAAACGAACUCCUCUUCGCCGCCGCAAGACGCCGCUCAUUCGCAUACUCAUGGGUACAAAAAAACAUAGCAGCUUAUCAUCCAUCAACACAAAUCGAAGCCAUUGCAGUUGGAAAUGAAGUUUUUGUAGAUUCAAAUAACACAACUUUAUUUCUCAUACCCGCCAUGAAAAACAUUCAAGCUGCUCUUUUGAAAUACAAUCUAGCCUCCGAUAUUAAAAUCUCAUCUCCCAUUGCAUUAAGUGCACUUUCAACUUCAUACCCUUCUUCCGCAGGUUCUUUCCGACAUGAUUUAAUCGAAUCCGCCGUCAAACCCAUGCUCCAAUUUCUCAAGGAAACUGAAUCAUUCCUCAUGGUUAAUGCCUACCCUUUUUUCGCUUUCGAAUCCAAUUCCGAUGUCAUCUCUCUCGAUUACGCCUUGUUUAGAGAAAACCCAGGAAUAGUUGACGCCGGCAAUGGUUUGAAAUAUCUUAGUUUAUUAGAUGCCCAAAUCGACGCCGUUUACGCCGCAUUGUCUCAAUUGAAGUACGAUGAUAUCCCGAUUGUCGUGUCGGAAACCGGCUGGCCGUCGAAGGGUGACAGCAACGAAAUCGGCGCAAGUCUGGAAAACGCAGCAGCAUACAACGGUAACCUUAUCCGUCGAGUUCUUACCGGCGGUGGGACACCAUUAAGACCCAAAUCAGAUCUGACUGUUUAUCUAUUUGCUUUAUUUAACGAGAACAAGAAAUUUGGUCCGACGUCGGAGAGAAACUACGGUUUGUUUUACCCCGACGAGAAAACAGUGUACGAUAUUCCGUUUACGGUUGAAGGGUUGAAGAAUUACCACGACCGGCCGUCGCCGGAGACUUCGCCGGAGAAGGGUGGUUCUCGGAUAUCGACGCCGGGACAGGGAGGGGGGACAAUAUCAGCGACGGUUUCUGGACAGAGUUGGUGUGUAGCUAAUGUGGAAGUGGGGAAAGAUCGUCUACAAGCGGGUCUAGAUUAUGCUUGUGGUGAAGGUGGUGCUGAAUGCCAUUCGAUUCAACCAGGAUCGCGUUGUUUUGAUCCUAAUACGUUGGAAGCUCAUGCAUCGUAUGCGUUCAAUAGUUAUUAUCAAAAGAAGGGCCGUUCGAUUGGAACUUGCUUUUUUGGUGGGGCCGCAACUAUUACAUCACAACAACCAAAGUUUGGGAAGUGUGAGUUUCCAACUGGGUACUAAUGGGAUGAUGAGAUAAUUUAGUAAUUAAAUGUAUAUGAAUGAUGAUCUAAUUAAUUAAUUAAUGUUGUUUAAUGUUUGUUUUGUUGUUGUAAGGUUUUUUUGGUCUAUCAUAAUCUAUUUGUUAUUUUUUAGUAUUAGUGAAUGGUUUAGGGACAAAUAUUAUUAGUACCCUUUUGUAUAAUUAAUUAAUUUAAGUAUUUUAUUUUUAAUUUGGUCAUUUAUAUAUGAUUUUAUUCACUUUUUAGGU